GCAAAUAAGCGACGUAAACACCUUGUAAACAUGGCUAAUAACCUUCCAAAAGCUAUUGCAGCAGCUCACACGUUUCUUCUGAAGCAUCCAGAUGAUGAAAUGAUGCAAAGAAAUAUGGCCUACUAUAAGAGCAUACCUGAUGCUGAGGAGCAUGUUAAAGACUUGGAGACAAAGCCUUAUGAGAAUCUCUUUGUCAGGGCUGUGAGAGCAUACAACGGUGACAAUUGGAGAACGUCCAUCUCAGACAUGGAACUGGCUCUUCCUGACUUCUUCAAAGCUUAUGAUGACUGUACAGCUGCCUGUGAAGGCUCCCGAGAGAUCAAAGAUUUUAAGGACUUCUAUCUCUCCAUAGCAG
Molecule: messenger RNA, 355 nt
Organism: Opisthocomus hoazin
Lineage: Eukaryota; Metazoa; Chordata; Aves; Opisthocomiformes; Opisthocomidae
Source: RefSeq, a predicted model, not a curated record